GAUUGGUUCUUUGCAGACGCUCUCAUAUUUUUCCCGCAACUGGAGAAAAGUGCGUCGGAGCACGGGAGCACUUUUAGGUAAAAAUGCCGAAGCGGACUUGUCCUUUUCCUGAGACAUUUUCCUCUCAGUACAAAGUCCACAUAGGACAACAGGAGCUGAAUAACUACAGCGUGUUUGGGAACAAAUACCGACAACAGAUCUACGAGAAAACAAAGAACCUGCUCUUUAACGGUGCGAAGGAUGUGAUGGACAAACUGUGGGGAGCGGAGACGUGCACAGACCUGCAGCCCGUUACACGAGCCGAGACGCCGCCGUGCAGCCAGACGCUGCUGAGGGGACAGACGCUGAUUGGACACGACGGGAGACUGACGAGAGCAAACGCUGCGCGAGAUGGCAGCGUUGACGCUGAGCUGAUCGCUGUGUGUGCUCACAUCUGGUUUCCAGACGCUCCCGCGGCCGCUGCGGGCUGCUGUGUUUGUCAGAAGAGUCAGGGAUCCAGGACGCCGUGUUCCCAAUGUGACCGCUCAGCGUGCGCCUCCUGCGUCCGUCAGUGCUCCAGCUGCUGCAGCUUCUGCUGCUCAGUCUGCACCAUCAUAGAUUACAGCGGUCGAUACGAUGAAGUUCUGUGUUGCAGUUGUUCAACCUGAGAACAAACCUGGAUCUUACGGAGACGGCAUUUUAUACCUUUUUUUUAUGUGAUGUAAAUGGUUUCUUGUAUAUAUGUGUUGCAUUAUAAAAUUAACUGAAAUAAACUUGAACACUUUCAUAUAUA
Betta splendens (Siamese fighting fish) is the source of this 772-nucleotide messenger RNA. It is a transcript of the gene siva1, whose product is annotated as SIVA1, apoptosis-inducing factor. Bases 84 to 647 code for a protein of 187 amino acids. The transcript is spliced from 4 exons. Lineage: Eukaryota; Metazoa; Chordata; Actinopteri; Anabantiformes; Osphronemidae. Gene Ontology annotation, biological process: extrinsic apoptotic signaling pathway. The record is from RefSeq and is a predicted model, not a curated record. Gene Ontology annotation, molecular function: CD27 receptor binding.